Molecule: messenger RNA, 454 nt
Organism: Amorphotheca resinae ATCC 22711
Lineage: Eukaryota; Fungi; Ascomycota; Leotiomycetes; Helotiales; Amorphothecaceae
Exons: 2
Coding region: 100-357 (85 amino acids)
Source: RefSeq, a predicted model, not a curated record
UUGCAACACACUCUCUAAUCCUUAACCACAAACAUGAAAGAUUCCGAAUAAUUCACUCAGCAUCCCUCCAUUGUUUACUUGCGGUAAGCAGGACUGCCGAUGCAAUAUACCAAGAGCCCUGGUCGUGGUAAAUCACACCGUCCGUGGGUCGACGAAGAGCCAUCAACAUUGAUUCCACCUCGCAUUCCUCCAGGAGAUGCACAUAUCAUGGUUCAAGUUCAUCACUACUAUAUGAUUGGCCAGAAUCAAAGGAGGCUGCCAAGCUUCCCGCCCAAAAAGCACAGCCUCGCUCAGCCUUCCAAUCUCACAAUUAGAACAACUUCGCCAACUCUGGCCAUGCACCCCUUGAAUCCUUAAUUCAGCCUUCCAUGUUUCAUGAUUUACACCUGCAAAUAUAUCAAAAUGAAGUCUCCUCAUUCUGCUAGUCCCUCUCUUUCCGUAUUUCUUCUCUCCC